This is a messenger RNA of Colletotrichum spaethianum, 1230 nucleotides long. RefSeq names its product NADH dehydrogenase-like protein MT1860. Bases 1 to 1230 code for a protein of 409 amino acids. The record is from RefSeq and is a predicted model, not a curated record. The transcript has a single exon. Gene Ontology annotation, molecular function: NAD(P)H dehydrogenase (quinone) activity. Gene Ontology annotation, biological process: aerobic electron transport chain. Lineage: Eukaryota; Fungi; Ascomycota; Sordariomycetes; Glomerellales; Glomerellaceae.
AUGUCACGCUCUAUAAUGAUUAUCGGGGCCGGAUUCGCUGGCGUGUGGAGCGCACUCUCAGCGAAACGUCUCAUCAACCUCAACGGUCAAGGAGAGACCAUCAACAUCAUUGUCAUAGCGCCUGAGCCUUACUUAGUUAUCCGACCGCGCCUCUAUGAGUCAAAUGCUUCGAGCUUGAAGCAUCCUCUCAGCGCCCUUUUCGACUCUGCUGGCAUACAGUUUUUCCAAGGCACUGCGGAGACUAUAAACACUCAGACACACACUGUCCAUGUCAGGUCCCCAACGGGUUCCGGCUCUGAUGUGUCUUUUGACCGUCUCAUACUAGCGGCCGGGAGCUCUGUAGUGCGGCCACCAAGUAUCUCUGGACUUCAGCAGCACGCCUUCGACAUAGACACGCUUGAGUCCGCUGUCAAACUCGAAACCCAUCUUGAGGGUCUUGCGUCUCGCCCACCGAGUACUGCUCGCGACACCGUUGUUGUUUGCGGUGCCGGUUUCACUGGAAUUGAGCUGGCGACUGAGCUGCCUAAGCGCCUCGCACAUUUGACAAGCCCGCGCAUUAUUCUGGUUGAAGUUGCAGACCAGCUUGGCCCAGAACUAGGACCGGGGCCUCGUCCAGUCAUCAGCGAGGCCCUGGAGAGUCUUGGUGUCGAAGUUAAACUUGGAUCUGCAGUUACUGCAGUUGAUUCUCAGAGCAUAACCCUCACCUCUGGGGAGCGCAUUGAAACAUUGACGGCCAUUUGGACGGCCGGUAUGCGCGCGACACCCCUGACCAAUCAGAUUGCUGGAACCAGAGACAAACUUUCACGUAUUCACGUCAAUAACCACCUCCGAUCGUUGUCAUCUGAGUGUGUCUUCGUUACGGGAGACGCUGCCUACGCUUCCGCCGAUGGCCAAGGUCACCAUGCCUUGAUGUCUUGCCAGCAUGCCCUUCAGCUUGGCCGGAUAUCGGGGUAUAAUGCCGCUGCAGAUCUUAUAAAAGAGCCUCUUCUGGAAUACUCACAGGAGGCAUACAACUGCUGCCUUGACCUCGGAUCAUGGGGCGCGGUAAUCACUGGAGGUUGGGCCAGAGAGGUCAAGAUUCAGGGGGACUUGGCUAAGCGAGUGAAAGACCACAUCAACCAGAAGUUGAUUUACCCUCCUACCGAUGUCCAAGAAGCGCUGCAGGCUGCAAGCCCUGUAGGACCUGACUCCGACGAGUUGUUCAAGCAGAUUUUAGCUGUGGUAGGCUAA